AUGAAGCAUACAAUACUAAGCGCAGUCAUCCUCCUCCCUCUCGCCUACAGCAGAACCGCCAAAGAGCUAUGUCGCGGUACCGCUGAACUAUCCUCUGAUGGCAACUGGUACUGUUCUGAGGUCUGGGCCAUCACCUACCGCAACAUCAGCCAGCCUGGUGCCUACAAUCGGACCACUACAGUCGAUCCAAAGACUGGUACCUGUGGUCAUGAACGUGUCGACUAUCCUAGCGCAGGACCACUGACACCAUUGUUCGGACAAGACACGCUACCAGUGUCACAGCAUCCAGAUGGACAGCCCUUCGAGAUCCCUUCACCCUCAUCAUCAUCAUCGCAAGACACAUUACCAGUGUCCCAGCGUCCAGACGGACAGCUCUUCGAUUCCCCUUCGCCCUCACCGUCAUCAACACAAGACAUAUUACCGGUGUCGCAGCUGCCAGAUGGACAACCUAUUCAAUUCCCCUCGCCCUCGCCAUCAUCGAUGCAAGGCAUAUUGACGGUGUCUCAGCGCCCAGAUGGACAGCCUAUCGUACCCUCGCCUUCACCUUCUACCCCACAAGAGACGCUACCAGUAUCGCAGCGACCGGAUGGACAGCCUUUUGACAUCCCUUCGCCCUCACCGUCACCUCCACAAAACCCAUUACCAGUAUCACAGCGUCCAGAUGGACAACCUUUUGACAUCCCUUCGCCCUCGCCAUCGCCCAUUUCGAAGAGGCAGGGUUCAGAUUGGAAGCGGAUAGCAUACUACACGUCUACAUCACCGGCUCAAGCCACCGGGCUCAGCUUCAUGGCCAACCUGGGUGAUCCCCAAAAUGCAUUUGGAAACUCGCUCAGCUACGUCACUCCACGGGGUGACAAAGUAGCGGCUGAGAGUCAGCCGUUCGAAGGCACGCUAAAGACGUCUGAGAACGAGAUUGUGAUCCUUUCCGAUAAAGAGUGUGACGCGGAUUGCCCGUACUGGAGGCCAGACGCGACAUCUCACUACGGCUGGUCAGGCUCCUCAAAAGCCUUCUUCAUCGAAUUCCAAAUGGAUCACCACGACAACAUAGGCACGGACCAAGGCCUCCUCUCUGACGCCCCGGCCUACUGGUUCCUUAAUGCAGCCAUACCUCGCAUCCUCCAGUACGGCAACGACCGCAACAACGUUCCCUGCUCAUGCUGGUCAACGGGCUGUGGCGAGUUCGACGCAUUCGAGCUUCUCAGCAAAGGCGCCGAACGCGCAAAGUCGACCAUACAUCGGCAGGGCAAUCUGGAGGGUGGUGACUCGAAUUACUUCAGCAGACCGGUAGGGAAGAAGAUGAAGUUUGCGGUUGUUUGGCAUUAUCCGCACAUUACGGCAUUGGUGCUGGACGACGACUUUGACUUUUCAGAGAGCAUGUCAAAUGAUGCGAUUCAGAAGUUGGUGGCAUACGAUCCGGAUAGCUGGGUGCAUUCUCUGUAUGCUAUUGGGGACUGA
This is a messenger RNA of Alternaria triticimaculans, 1455 nucleotides long. RefSeq lists its product as uncharacterized. The transcript has 3 exons. Gene Ontology annotation, cellular component: fungal-type cell wall. The record is from RefSeq and is a predicted model, not a curated record. Bases 1 to 1455 code for a protein of 484 amino acids. NCBI's taxonomy places the organism in Eukaryota, Fungi, Ascomycota, Dothideomycetes, Pleosporales, Pleosporaceae.